AAAAAAAAAAGCACAAUUGUACAAUAGGGAAAUCCAGCUCCCACUCUCCUCGCCCCAGUUUGUUCCUCCCUGCUUGAAUCCAAUUGGAAAACUAGGGUUUAAUCAUUCUACCCCCAAUUUCGCUAAAAUCUCAACCUCUAUUUUCAGUCCCAUCGAUUCUUUUUCCGUAGUUUUGGUAUCCCCUUAGCCCUAUUCAAUUAGUCUUCACUGCGAAUUGAGCGUAAAUUCAAAUACAGAGCAGCACCAUGGCUCAAUCCAGCAACGCCGCUGCUGGAGUUGACAACACUUUUCGAAGAAAAUUUGAUCGAGAGGAGUAUCUGCAGCGCGCUCGCGAGCGUGAAGAAAAGGAGGCGGAGGGUCGUUCAAAAUCUAAAUCAAGGGGUCCCCCAGUGCAAAGGAAGCCAUUGAAACACAGGGAUUACGAAGUGGACCUCGAAUCGCGAUUGGGAAAAACUCAGGUUGUGACACCAAUUGCACCUCUAAGUCAGCAGGCAGGAUACUACUGCUCAGUUUGUGAAUGUGUAGUAAAAGAUUCUGCAAACUACUUGGAUCACAUAAAUGGAAAGAAGCAUCAACGAGCCUUGGGUAUGUCGAUGCGGGCUGAAAGGGCAACCUUGGAGCAGGUUCAGCGGCGGUUUGAAGUUCUUAAGAAAAGGAAAGAUACUGGAGGCUUUACUGAGCAAGAUUUUGAUGAGCGGAUCUUGAAACAACAACAAGAAGAAGAGGAAAGGAAGCGUCAACGACGGGAGAAAAAGAAAGAGAAGAAGAAAGAAAAGGCUACUGAGGAGGAACCCGAGGUAGAUCCUGAUGUUGCAGCGAUGAUGGGAUUCGGAGGUUUCCGGUCAUCGAAAAAAUGAUCCGACUGGCUAGUAGCAGUACUCUACACAAAUACCGCUGAAUCCAUCAACUCAACUAAUUCACAAGCUUUUAGUCACUCAUUUUGAUAAUUGAAAUGAAAUUCUGUUUGCGGAAGCUCUCAAUGGUUUGACAACAUAACAUGUGAGUGGCUUUUGUUGUGUAAUGUGUAUUGAUAUCCUUCUGCUUUUCUGCUUUUCUUCUCCAUUAAUGUGCAUAAGAUCAAAGGGAGUGAUAUUUUCCUCUA
This is a messenger RNA of Sesamum indicum (sesame), 1102 nucleotides long. RefSeq names its product C2H2 and C2HC zinc fingers superfamily protein. Gene Ontology annotation, cellular component: spliceosomal complex; U4/U6 x U5 tri-snRNP complex. The record is from RefSeq and is a predicted model, not a curated record. Gene Ontology annotation, molecular function: nucleic acid binding; zinc ion binding. Gene Ontology annotation, biological process: mRNA splicing, via spliceosome. Lineage: Eukaryota; Viridiplantae; Streptophyta; Magnoliopsida; Lamiales; Pedaliaceae.